UACAAAUAGUAGAAUUAGAGAAAUGAUGUGCUAUGACGUCAUGACAACAGACAAACAUCAUGGAGUAUACCGGCAGUAGCUACGAAGGUGACUACAAAAAUGGACGGAUGGAAGGAAAAGGCAAGUAUGCCUUUCCAACUGACACCAAGUACGAGGGAGAAAUGAAGGAUGGAAUGUUCCAUGGGCAAGGAACACUGUACUUCCCCAACGGAAGCAAGUAUGUGGCCAAGUGGGAGAAUGGAAUUGCUGUGGAUGGGAAGUACACGUUUGCGGACGGCUUGGAGUUCGACGAGCCGGAGUGGCUGUAUUGCGACGGCUACGACAGGAGGUUCUUCACUGAGAUUUGCGAUGGUCUGAAACCAGCAGGCCGCUCUCAGCUGACCAAUCGCAUCCCACCGAGAGACAUUCCAGAGGGUUGCUAUGACACCGGGGAUGGCUUCUAUAACCCAAACACCCGAGUCAUCGUUGAUUAUAACCACAAGUUUCUGAGGAACGCAGAUGAUGAUGAGCAUGCAUGGAUCAUCAGAACAUGCCGGAAAGGAUGGGACGAGAUAGUCGGUUACCAAGCCAAACCAGAUGUCUAAUAUACAUUUUUUUCUACCAGCUUUUAUCUACCAAUACAUGAAACUUGAAUUUUGAAUGUUUCACAUCACCUCUCAAUAAAAAAACCAUGAUAUGCUGUGAAUCACUGACAGUAAUCCGCCUUGAGCAGAAGCACCCCCUCAUUGGUUGAAAAGAGCCAUGUUGGAAGGGAGUGUUCAAUUUGUUGGUAGUGAUGGUAAUACUUCGUGAACCGGGAAGUUCGGUUCUGACCAAAGGAGCCUCCGUUGCCAAGAACAUAGCACCCUCCCUUGGUCCAGCUCGAGGAUCAUAAUGAAGCUUGUUAGAUUUUGUACAUUUCUUGUAUAAAAAAUGUUGUAAAUAAAAAGGCAAGUGCCUGUAGACACAG
Molecule: messenger RNA, 949 nt
Organism: Acanthaster planci (crown-of-thorns starfish)
Lineage: Eukaryota; Metazoa; Echinodermata; Asteroidea; Valvatida; Acanthasteridae
Gene: morn5
Product: MORN repeat containing 5
Source: RefSeq, a predicted model, not a curated record